AUGGAACGGUCAUCAGCCCCACUGCAUACUCUCUAUUUGAGUCGAGAUAACGGCGACGCAAUCACAGUCAACCUCGUCAGGCUCAACGGGUGCAUUGCUCCCCUUUACAGCGUCGGUCACAACGAAAAGAUGACCAAGAUGGAAGUUCGGAGGAUCAGAUGCGACGCCGUCUCCACUCAAGACCGUCCCGUCGGCUCUAUCAAAACUCGUAUGUUACUGCCAAGACUCGAUGUCGCCGUACGAGGAGUCAAGUUCAAAAUGACACGAAAGCACCCCCUAUCGAACGCCCUCAGCUUCCGCUUCUUGGGCGUGGGUGAGAUGCGCUGGGAAGAGCUGGGCAAGCAGGGCAGAGGCAUGAGACUGGUAGACUUCAACGGCAAGACGCUGGCACACUUUCGCCCGAGGUUGCAUGUGCUGAAUGCGGGCGGAGUUGGUGGGGGAAAGGAAGAGGGCAACCCGCUCGAGGGCGGGCUGAAAGGCGUGACCAGGGCUGUGCGAGGUCCCGGCUUUGAGUUGCACAGCGCGCUUGCAGAUCUCGAUAUGGACCUGAUUGUUACGACCGGCUUGGCGGCGGCAGAGCACCGUCGGCAGUUGGACGAAGGCUGGAACAUGGAAGCCGACGAGACAGAGGUUAAGGACGAGAAAACCCGGCAGAUAUGA
Colletotrichum graminicola M1.001 is the source of this 660-nucleotide messenger RNA. RefSeq lists its product as uncharacterized. The coding region runs from base 1 to 660 and encodes 219 amino acids. The record is from RefSeq and is a predicted model, not a curated record. The transcript has a single exon. NCBI's taxonomy places the organism in Eukaryota, Fungi, Ascomycota, Sordariomycetes, Glomerellales, Glomerellaceae.